Messenger RNA from Peronospora matthiolae, 1053 nucleotides. The record is from the annotation of a GenBank genome assembly. Lineage: Eukaryota; Oomycota; Peronosporomycetes; Peronosporales; Peronosporaceae.
AUGAAUAUGUUGGAUGAUGAAGAUGACCAAAGCUUUCACGCUACGCGUGACGGCUACUCCCAUUUGAGCGAUGUCGAAUGGGAUGCGGUUGAACGAAUGGGUUCAACCAUGGGCAUUCAUACUGUUAGCGUCACGCUAGAGGCUCUCAAUAGAUAUGCUCAACAUGCUACUAUCGCCAAGUUCAUUCAAAAUGAACUUGACGCUGAACGCGAGAAAGUAGCCUUGCUUCACCAGCAAGGUUCUCAACAAGCAGAGUUGUUGAGAGAACAGGGUGCUCAACAGUUUGAACUGUUGAGACAGCAGCAGGCUGCUGCUGGUGGGUCGAUGCACUCGCGUCGACCCGAAACCUUGAAGAUUGACAUCUCCAAGUAUAGGGGAGUCGAAGAGGACUCCCUCUUGAGAUGGUUCGUCGAAUUGGAUGACGCCAUAAGGGCGCGUCGCAUCGAUGACGGGGAUAUGCAAGUUGCAUUUGCCCAGUCAAAUAUGGCAGGACGUGCCAAGACUUGGGCACUGGGGCUCAAGUUGCACGACCCAUAUGCGUUUGGGUCGUUGGAAGUCUUCAAGUCGCGGCUCAGACACAUGUUUGAACCGCCUAGAGCUGAGUUCAGGGCUCGAACCGAACUCUUGAAGCUCAAACAGGGUAAGCGUGAUGUUCACGCUUACGCUCAACAUAUACGACAUCUCACGAGUUGUAUAAGUUCCAAUCCGGUGGAUGAACACACGUUCGUUUCGGUGUUCAUGCAGGGUCUUGCGGAUGGUCCGACAUCGUAUCAUCAACCGAGACGAUAUGACAACGGAGGUCCAGAGCCGAUGGAACUCUGUUAUGUAGAGAGCGAGAAGGCUCGCUCUACAGGCUACAAGAAGUUGCAGAGAUGCAACAGAUGUCAAAAGACAGGACACUACGCUUACGAGUGUAGUGCCCCUCGUCCAGUGUCUCGCGACACUGGGCGUAGUGACCGUCCACCCAUGAGAAAGGGGCAGGGACGAGGGUCCGCUGUUGGUGCAAAGACGCAACAACGGGAUGGACCGUCAAAAAACGGACAGGAUCAGUAG